AUGUUGGCUCCAUCUCCUGCUGCCAUCGUUACCACAAACAGCCCAGCGCUGAGGGUCACAGAAGAUCUCAUUCGGCGGAACGCGGAGCACAAUGACUGCAUCAUUUUCUCCCUAGAGGAGCUCUCCUUGCAUCAGCAGGAAAUAGAAAAAUUAGAACAUAUUGACAAGUGGUGCCGGGAUUUGAAAAUCCUCUACCUGCAAAACAAUCUCAUUGGGAAAAUUGAAAAUGUUAGCAAACUCAAGAAACUUGAAUAUUUGAAUUUAGCUUUAAACAACAUUGAAAAAAUUGAAAAUUUGGAAGGAUGUGAAGGGCUGACAAAACUCGACUUGACGGUCAAUUUCAUUGGCGAGUUGAGCAGCAUUAAAAGCCUGCAGCACAACAUCCACCUGAAGGAGCUCUUUCUCAUGGGCAACCCGUGCGCUGACUUCCUCGGGUACCGGCAGUUCGUGGUGGCAACUCUUCAGCAUUUAAAGGUACAAGCGUUUCACCUGUCUCCUUCAGAGAGGGAAGAGUGCCUCCCAGCAUCAGACACAUGCAAAGAGGAGUGUGGCAGGAAGAACGCAGAUGAGAGCGAAGACGACCUGGCCUUCUGGAAUAAGCCUUCCUCGUUUACUCCUGAAUCUCGACUGGAAACUCUCAGACAUAUGGAAAAGCAACGGGAAAAACAAGAAAAAUCAAGUGAGAAGAAGAAGACAGGGAAGCCUCCCAGGACUUUGAUCACUGAAGAUGGAAGAGCCCUGAAUGUAAAUGAGCCCAAACUUGACUUCUCUUUGAAAGAUGAUGAGAAGCGUAAACAGAUCGUCCUGGACCUGGCUGUCUACAGGUAUAUGGAUACCUCUUUAAUCAGUGUUGAUGUACAGCCAACUUAUGUGCGAGUCAUGGUCAAAGGGAAGCCCUUCCAGCUUGUACUUCCUGCAGAAGUUAAACCUGAUAGCAGCUCAGCUCAAAGAUCUCAGACAACGGGACAUUUAGUCGUCUGCAUGCCCAAGGUAGGAGAAGUUUUCACAAGUGGCCGGAAGGCAUCCACAUCUGUGAAGACGACCUCAGACAUCAUCAAAGAGCAAACAAACCGAAGAAGCAAGCAAAUUGAGAAGCUCGAAGUAGACCCUAGCAAGCAUUCAUUUCCUGAUGUGGCUAACAUUGUCCAAGAGAAGAAACACCCACCCAGCAGAGCUGGAUCUGAACCAAAAAGUACACCGAGUAAGGACAACCCAGAUUUUGAAGAUAACCCUGACGUGCCUCCAUUGAUUUGA
Molecule: messenger RNA, 1254 nt
Organism: Orycteropus afer afer
Lineage: Eukaryota; Metazoa; Chordata; Mammalia; Tubulidentata; Orycteropodidae
Gene: DNAAF11
Product: dynein axonemal assembly factor 11
Exons: 11
Coding region: 1-1254 (417 amino acids)
Biological process (GO): outer dynein arm assembly
Cellular component (GO): cytoplasm
Molecular function (GO): protein binding
Source: RefSeq, a predicted model, not a curated record